Dictyostelium purpureum is the source of this 150-nucleotide messenger RNA. RefSeq lists its product as uncharacterized. Lineage: Eukaryota; Evosea; Eumycetozoa; Dictyosteliales; Dictyosteliaceae. The annotation marks the transcript as partial. The transcript has a single exon. The record is from RefSeq and is a predicted model, not a curated record.
AACUAUAGAGGAUUUUUUAGCAAUAAAACUAUGGAGGAUUUUUUAGCAUUUAAAUAUAUAAAAGAUUUUUUUAGCAUCAAAGCUAUCGAGGAUUUUUUAGCACAUAAAAGAUUUUUAGCAUUUAAGCUAUCGAGGAUUUUUUAUCAUUAA